Alternaria novae-zelandiae is the source of this 4161-nucleotide messenger RNA. RefSeq lists its product as uncharacterized. Gene Ontology annotation, cellular component: nucleus; cytoplasm. The record is from RefSeq and is a predicted model, not a curated record. The transcript has 7 exons. Lineage: Eukaryota; Fungi; Ascomycota; Dothideomycetes; Pleosporales; Pleosporaceae. The coding region runs from base 1 to 4161 and encodes 1386 amino acids.
AUGGAUCCUAUUAGCAUCAUCGCGUCGGCGAUCACCAUCGGUGCAAGCGCAGCCCAACUCUCGCUUGCUCUCUCCAGCGUAGUCGGGACACUUAAGAAUGCACCUAAAGAGAUAGCGGAUAUCGCGGAUGAAAUAUCUCUACUCGCAGGAAGUCUGCAGACUCUGGGAGAGAUUCUUGGUACUCAUCAGAAUCUAUGCAAGCCAGCAUUCUUCGCAAAUACUCGCGCCAUCAUAUCGAGAUACGAAGGGGUCGCUGCGGAGAUUCGAUUACUAAUUAGUCGACGACGAAGCCUCGUAAGGCUCAAGUGGUUGUCGAACAAGAUUAAAGUGAAAGGUCUUCUGAAGAAGAUCGAGGGAAUCAAGACGCUACUGGUCCUGGAGCUAAGUGUCAUCCGCCUCGCCAGGGAAGAGGCUAAUCGGCCCCAUGGCCGACCAGGUUUCAAUCGGUUCCGUAGGAUUGUGGAAAGCGCUGUUCAGGCGGGCAGGCACGUUGUAGAGAGUGCACAAGAAGAAGAUGAAAAGCUCGAGGCAGGCACGGAACCACACUCCUCGGCUGAAUUAGACCUAUGGAAGAGCGCCUCUUCUGACACUGCGCCCUGGCUCUUUCAGAUGGUGUUCAGCUCUGGCGACACGAGUCCUCCACCCCCAUACCCACAACGACGUCAACUCCAUCAAGCGUCCGUCGUGGAUGAAAGCGUUGAGACGGCCACGAGAAGUAGCCACACAUCGUCUUCUGAGCCGGUCACAUUACCUGAGAGACGACCUUCGAGUCCAGAUGAGAAGGCUAUGAUCUUGUGGAGCAGACAGACAGAACCCGAUCUAGUAGUAAACAGACUACUCUCCUCAUGGACUACGCUUUCGCCCAAUCAAAUCAGUCUCAGCUCAACUCGUCAACACGGUGUUGAGGGUGUAGUUGAGGAUGAUACCUGGAGGGAAGACAUCCUGAGAAAAGUGGAGGAAGCAAAGAAGGAUGAUGACGUAUCUUUGGACGAGUGGGAACAGGAGAAUGAGCCUGUCGGGUCCGACGACGAAGCAUUCCAGAGUGCUGAGGAAGACAGCACGUUCGAUGCUAAUGCACCUCCGUACAACUUCCGCCGCAACACCCAACAAGCCCGUACGAGGAGCGCAAGAACCUCUGACCGCAAUACAGAGGAUUAUUAUGCAUACGGAUCGUCGCCAAUCUACAACGAUCCCCCGUCGCCUAGGCGAAAGGCUGGUCAUCAGCCAGUCGUUGAAUCCCCUCCGCCGUCUCCAGCUCCAGCUCCAGCUCCACCCAUGCCUUUCAUGAUGGGGCCUCCUCCUCCUCCACCCCCUCCACCGCCAUCGGAUGAGGCUGGAGGGGAAGGGCUUCUCGCUCGGCUGGAGAAAUUGCUUGAGAAGCGCAACCCAGAACCCUCCAUCGGGUAUGAAGACCCUCCGUUCUCAAGACUGGCGAAGAUCUUACAGGAGCGCGAAGUACAAAGCGAAAGAGAACGGGCAAAUGCAACAACUGAGGUGUACAUGAAGCAGAUGCAGGACGUCCACGAGAAAGAUGAGGAGAAGAUGAAGCAGCUCGAAAGUCUCGUAGCACUUCAAAGGGCAGAACAAAAGCGCAUGGAAGUUAAGUGGGAUGAGGAAAGGAAGGCUAUUGAAGCAAGAGCAGCUGAACAAGCUCAAGAAGUGAGGGAUCUGGCAGCGAAAGAGAUCGCAGCGGCACAGUCGGCUAGGGAAGUAGCCCAAGCAGCUCUCAACACCGAGAAGCUAGAAGCCGAGAAAAAAGCACGGAAAAGAGCUGACGCCAUGGUCAUAGCGGAAAGACAACGAAGCGAUGAAGUCCACAAAUUGCAAGUGGAACGCUACGAAGAGCUAAUCCGUGGAAUACAAGAGCAGCAAUUGAGCUCAGAGCAAGACAACGAUCAGACCAUACGACGGACUCGCAUAGCGGAAGGUAAUCGCAGCGUGGAUGUAACAGAAUAUGCCACAAGCAAACGAGCUCCGCUUGCGGCAUCUUCUUCCGCCCCAUUCUUGGAAAGUUUCGCGCGCCUGGACACGAGGCAGAGCUAUCGCGAUCGCCCCCAAAGGACUUCUCGUCGUGACAGCUUUCGCAGCUCCAUGGGCUCAAUGCAUGCUUCGCGUAGUUCAUUAGGAAGUACAGGCACGUUAGAAAGUAACGCACUGUCUCAGCAGAUGAUCGUCUUUCCUGUCAAGGCCGACAGACGCUCUCAAAGGAUGGACAGACUGCAGAAGUCGCUCGCUGGGUUUGGAAUCGAAUCUGUCUUUGAAGACGCUGAAGACGAUCCGUUUCACACCAGUCAACUCAUACAAUAUAAUUACGACAACACGGAUGACCAGAUUGUUAGGAGUACCAUCUUUUGGGAGUCCUCGGCGCUUAAUCUAGGAAGCGAGCUUCUGCUGACCAUGAGGCAAGCCGGAUGGAGGACACCAUACACUCGUAUAUCAGGCAAAGGUCAGACUCACUAUUUAGGGAGUCAACCGAUACAUACAUACUUCUUUGACCCUGACUACGAACCGCAGUUUUGCCCAUCCGAGACAGCAUCAGGCAAAGAAUCGAUCACUAUUCAGAAAGCCCUUGUGGAACAGUACGCGCUGGUCGAGCUUGGCUUCCAAUUUCAGACCAACGAUAUGGGGUUAUAUAUUCUCGACGGUAGAUUGACAUAUAACGACAUCGAGACACUGAUUGAACGAUCGUUCCUCAUGAGAGAAAACAACUAUCGGCGUCUCCACCGUCAGCUACAAUGGCAUUUCGACAAGGAUCCCGAAAUACCUUUGAGUGCCUAUCCAGCCACGUAUGCGUCAUCAGCGCACUCUGCACCGUCCGUGUACUCGGGCGAGAACUCCACUGUCUGCGACGACACAGAUGCAGAGACGCGAGGCAAGAAGAGCCCAAGUUCGGCAGGCUCCGAUGCCGAUCAGUCCGAUAUUGGCGAUGUCAGCAAAUUCCUUGUUCCUCGAUCUGAAGCAUCAAGAAGGUCAGCAGCGCCGUCUUCUGCGGCUUCGCGGACUUCGAAAUCUACGAAUCCGUACCGGAAGUACAUGAAUGCGGGGGAGGAUAGUGGGGUCGAUAGUGUUCUCCCGCUAGCCCAUGACGCAAUCGGCAUCCCGAGAAUCGGUAUCAUUCCGAGGCAACACCCAAAACUUCGUAAGCAUCGCGCCUUCUACAAGCUGCCUUAUCAAUUUCGCGCCCUAUCUUCCACGCGCAUUCUGUACAUGCGCUUCAAACACUUCCUCGCCCUCUCAGACCCACGUCUUUACAAGCUCGCCAACUUCCGCGUCCGCUCCCAUUGGCGCACCAUGGCCGCCGCCCCGCCCCCAGAUCGCCCGAUAAAGCUAUUGAUGCUUCACGGAUACACGCAAUCCGGAUCACUAUUCCAAGCCAAGACCGGCGCACUGCGCAAGACAUUACAAAAAGCCUUCCCCAAAGGCAUCGAACUCGUGUACCCUACUGCGCCGAUUCGUUUGACACCCGCCGACGAAUCGUUCCUAGCGGGAAACACAAGUAAAGAUGGCGAGGGCAAAGAUACAAAGGACGGAGAGGAGCAAGAAAUCGAUGCAUGGGCGUGGUGGAGGAGGAAAGGUACAGGAGAACCAUACACAUACGAAGGCAUGGAGCAAGGGUUGGAGCGCAUCGCAAGCGUGUUGAAAGAACAAGGUCCUUUUGACGGUGUCGUGGGAUUCUCACAAGGUGGAGCAGCGGCAGCUAUGGUCGCGAGUUUGCUCGAGCCAGGCCGUCGUGCCGCAUUCGAGAAGCUGUAUCCUGAGGGCGGUAUGAGGUUCCCAGAGUCUUUCGAAGAGGACACCGGGUACAUGGAGGGCACAAUACAUCCGCCGCUGAAGUUUGCGGUCAGCUAUAGCGGCUUCGCAGCGCGUGGGAAGAACCCUUAUCACGCGUUCUAUGAGCCUAAGAUCAAGACACCGAUGCUGCAUUUCUUGGGUACGCAGGACGUCGUGGUUGAGGAGGCGCGCAGUCUGGCAUUGGUCCAGGCUUGCGAACACAGCGAGGAGAAGUAUGUUGUUUAUCACCCUGGGGGUCACUUCCUUCCAAGCACGCAGAAAGCUAGUGUCAAUGCGUUGAUUGGGUUUAUCAAAGAAGUUUUGCACGAACAGCAAGGUGGUGGAAAGAAGGAAGAGGAGAGUGUUGAGGAUAUGGAUGUGCCGUUCUAA